AGUCGAGCGCGAGAAUGGUAAAAUAUUGACAAUAUUUAGAGAGCAAAACGCCGGAUAAUCGCCUACAGCAAAGACAAAUUCACGAUCUAAUGAUUUAUUGCUACAGUGUCAUGGUAGGAUUUGGUACUGGAAGCGACUUUCGCAGUUGCAUUGGCAGCUGUCUGUGUCGUGACUGCAGGAGGAAGACGAAUUAUGAAGAUGUCAAUCGCUGGUGAAAUAUAAUAUUGCUGUCUUACAUGAUUUCAAUAUACGUGUGCGCGUGUAACUCUAAAUAACUGUUUGUAUUUAAACAGUGGCGCCAUUGAUUUAAUUUGCUGAAGACCACAGGCUGCCUGGACGAGCAAAAACACAGCGGCGAGCCAACGGAGCCUCCGUCUCGAAGCUGCCACGGAACCAGAGCCUGGAACGGGAGAACGGGAGCCGGAAGGCACGCAGACCGCAAUGGGGAACAUUUUCGGGAACCUGCUGAAAAGCCUGAUUGGGAAGAAGGAGAUGCGCAUUCUGAUGGUGGGGCUGGACGCAGCUGGGAAAACCACCAUCCUGUACAAGCUCAAGCUGGGAGAGAUCGUCACCACCAUACCCACUAUAGGUUUCAACGUGGAAACGGUGGAGUACAAGAACAUCAGCUUCACGGUGUGGGACGUGGGCGGCCAGGACAAGAUCCGGCCUCUCUGGAGACACUACUUCCAGAACACCCAAGGACUGAUCUUCGUGGUGGACAGCAACGACCGGGAGAGAGUGAACGAGGCGCGGGAGGAGCUGAUGAGGAUGCUGGCGGAGGAUGAGCUACGUGACGCUGUCCUGCUGCUCUUUGCCAACAAACAGGAUCUGCCCAAUGCCAUGAAUGCGGCUGAGAUCACAGACAAACUGGGCCUGCACUCCCUGCGGCACCGCAACUGGUAUAUCCAGGCCACCUGCGCCACCAGCGGCGACGGCCUGUACGAGGGUCUGGACUGGCUGGCCAACCAGCUCAAGAACAAGAAGUGAGCCUGGCCUGGCGCACAAGGGGCGUGUCACAGAGUUUUCGUUGUUGUUGUUGUUGUUGCUGUUCUUUUGUCGGGUGGGUGAGUGUUGGCUGGAUUUUAGGCACAUGUGCUCACACACAGGUCAGGCAAUCAGCUGCUGCACGCUGAUUUGGCUGAAUGUCUCGCUGAUGAAAGUGGGAAAACUGCGAGUCAGGCAACUCUCACUCGUUUGUGUAUAUAUUCUGCAGAAUGUCAGAUUGAGGUUAUAUGGGAGCAGGGGAGGGGGUGUCACUAAAGAUUUUGGGCCCCAUGAAAGCAUAUCAUGCUGGGCCCAGGGAACCGGCACCAGUCCAGUUUUCCACCAAAUUAUUUAAGGCUCCUGUUACUCAAGGGUCCAUGAAAUCUUCUAACCCCCCCCCCCCCAAGGUGCCGCUUAUGGGAGCUCCUCUGUAUUGAUCGUCCUCCUAAGAUUGUGCAUUUAGGGAUGGGGGCUGUGUGAUGGUAUGACCCAUUUCAAGGUCUCCCUUCUGGAAUGGGACGCCAUGCCUGCGCUUUGUGAGUUUUGUGACUUUUGAGUCUCUGUAAGGCCCCGUAAACUGUGAAUGAGUUUCCGUGUCGAUUUGACGAAUGGUCCUCCUUCUCAGUCACGGGCAACAGCUGAGAAAAUUGUGUAACUUAAGCUCCAUCUGUUUUCCUGGUUCGGUUUUGUUAAAUGCUGGCGUGUAACUAAUCUGUCUAAUUAGAUUCAAAACUUUAAGUCAAUUCAGUCGUUCUUUCAUUCAGCGUUUUUUUUCUUUUUCUUUUUUUGUCGUAAUAGCUACGGAUCCAGCAGAAGCUGCUGUUUGUUCAGUACAGUUUAUUACAAGCUGUGACUGUCAUGGUGCAUUUGUUUGGUUUUGCUGUUUAUUUUUAAUUAACACUACGGUGUUUAAAAUGAGCUGCUGUUGAAGGGAGACAAUAGCAGCCAAACAGACAUAGUUAUACACGCAUGAUAGCUGGCAUGCUGCAAUUCCGACUGAACAAACCCUGAAUUUUCUACUCCAGUUCAUUUUCUGUUCCCUUUUAAGCCGUUCUAGCUGUCAGUAACAUCAGCUUCCUGCGAAGUCACUUGGACAUGGGAACAGUGUUUCACUGUCGUCGCUUUACUUGUGCUGCACUUACUUCGCGUUUGAGGUUGGCAAAGUACCGGAAUGGAGCCCUAGCGCUUCACUCAGAGGCUGUGCAUCCAUCCACGCCGCCGCAAUACCCUCUGCUGCGUGCGAAACGUAGCGUUGCCAGGCUUCGCGUGGCCAGGAGAGCUGGGAAUGAGCUCACACAGUCGAUUCAUCUGCUUCGUGCAGGAGACACACAGGAGGACGGCAGGCUGUACGCGGCGCACUUCCACAUGUGCUGCAAGCGUACUUCAGCGGGAGACCAAGAAACAUGAUUUAACAUCCAUCUCGACUGGCAUUAUUUCUGUAAAUAUUUCAACCAUUUCUGCAUAGUGAUGCGUGCAUUGUGAGCGACACGCCAGAAACUAAACAGUCAGCCUGCACAUGCCCAGGUUGAACGUGUAGUAAUCUGCCGUACAGUGGUUUUACUUUCCUGAUGUUUAGUGGACUUUAAGCCAGAUUGAUUUGGAUAAUGUUCGUUCUUCGUGUGAAUGGAGCUUUCUGUUAUUCGUAACAGGCCUCUGGGUCACUGCUGUUUGUUUAGCUUGUCUAACAGUCCUCCGCACGCUGCAUUUUAAUGAUCACGCUCAGCACCGUGCGUGGGAGUACUGCGUCUGCACUCCUCUGCUAUGUGGGCCACCUUCUGACGGUGCCUGCAGACACUCAUGGAAAAAAUCCACAAUAAAGUGUCCCUUUUAAGUCACUUUUUUAAACGCUAAGAGGAAUUAUGUAUAUUUUACUCAGAGUGGUCUGAAAAUUUCGAUGGCGUAAAAUUCCACAUUCUUGUGUAAUGUCUUAUUUAGCUUGUAAUAAUUGCCUGUGUAUUUAUUGCCCAAAAUAUUGCUAUUUAAUAUAAAAAUGUGUUUUCAUUUUAUUUUCGGAAAGUUUCUGAUGUUCAAUCCAUCGGCUUCUCUUGAAAAUGUGACUUUUUGGUGUAAGUUUACUGUUCAAUUUUAAUAGCUAUACCAACGGAAAAUAUUUUUUUAGCAAUGAAAAAAUUGUUUAUCAAGUCACCAUGUGAUCCAUUUUUGCAGUCAUUACAUCGCGUACUGCUUUAUAGGGAGAAUAAAUCUCGCCUUUUUCUGUUUGAAUGGCCCUGUUGCAACAUUUUGAAGAUGAUCACCUCAACUAUUUAUUUACAUAUCCAGCUGAAUAAGGUCAGCAGAGUGAAACUGAUUCACAUGUCGCAGAUAAUUCACUAGAAUUCAGCAUUAAUAAAAAAAAAAACCGCGCCAUUAUAAUCCAUCUGCUUGUCUGUCCAUCCAUCCGUUUGUCUUUCCAUCCGUCCUCCAGUGCCAGACAGACAUCUUAGCAAAUGCUUCACUACUUCACUAAACAGUUUCUUCAGUUAAUUGUUUUCAUGAAAAUGCAGGUACUGAGCCAAAGAGGUCAUUAAGCCCAAAAAAAAUCUUGGGGGAGGGGGGUAGAAUAUUUUUUUGUUCAUUAACAAAAAUGAUGCUGUGAUCUCAAACUUUUGUGCAGCAUGGAUUGUCCUAAAGGCGCUAUCAUCAUGUCCUGCAUAGAAGCUGACCAUUUCCUCAUCACGGUCUUAUGUGGCUUUUUAAACACUUAUUAAUGUAAUAACAUUAUUUUUUAAAUUGUCUGUUGGGCAGUCUGCCUUCAUUAAAUAGAGUGACUCUC
Messenger RNA from Brienomyrus brachyistius, 3757 nucleotides. RefSeq names its product ADP-ribosylation factor 3a (gene arf3a). Gene Ontology annotation, cellular component: plasma membrane; cytoplasm. The transcript has 5 exons. Lineage: Eukaryota; Metazoa; Chordata; Actinopteri; Osteoglossiformes; Mormyridae. The record is from RefSeq and is a predicted model, not a curated record. Bases 442 to 987 code for a protein of 181 amino acids. Gene Ontology annotation, biological process: vesicle-mediated transport; intracellular protein transport. Gene Ontology annotation, molecular function: GTPase activity; GTP binding.